Durusdinium trenchii is the source of this 2631-nucleotide messenger RNA. The record is from the annotation of a GenBank genome assembly. NCBI's taxonomy places the organism in Eukaryota, Dinophyceae, Suessiales, Symbiodiniaceae.
AUGAGAGAGGCAAUGGCAUGGAUGAAAGAUGCCAAAGCCUCGAAGCUCAUGUUGCCCGCGGACGUGUAUGCUGCCAUAACUCCGAAUCGACUGCGUACCGAUGUGGCGCCCAGAGAGGCACUAGGCCGUGCAGGCCCCAAAGAGUGGUGGAACUUGGUCCGCCGCAUGCGCCAUGAAGGGCUUUGGGAAGGUCAGGUGCCAUGGCAACAAGUGCUGCACUGGCUGGAGCAGGCCUUCAAGUCUAAGUCCUUGGCGCCGGUGGAAGCCGUGGAGGAUGCCAUUCUUCGCUUGCAGAGAGCAGAUCAGCCGAACUUGGCCGCGCAGUGGUUGCAAGAUGCUGUUGGACGGCGCUUGCAGCCGCAGGCCAAUGUCUUCCGCGGCGUCAUCAUGCAAUGCUGUGAGGAUGGAGCUUCCCACACGGCUGAGAAGUUGGUCGAGAUGAUGGUGUCGCUGCGGCUUCCACCCAGCAGUGACAUCUACCGAGCACUUUGCACCUCCAAGGCAAUUCUCAACCAGAAAGCCGAGGUGCAGCGAUGGCUGCAAAUGCUCAAGGACGAGGAAAAGGACCUCGCGCCCUUUGCUUUGAUGUCUUGUAACUAUGCAGCGGAGGGGAAGACCAACGCUGAGGUCUGGUUGGACCGGGCCCGAACGGCCCAGCUGGAACCAGACCUGGAGUGCUACAACAAGGUACUGGCUGCACACGUACGCGCACCAAAGGGCUGUGCCAUGAAAUGGUCUUUGCCGAUGUCGCGAGCCAAAGCUGCUUGCAGGUGUUUUGAAGAUAUGAUCGCAAAGGCCUUGCAGCCCACGAGCGAGUCCUACAGGCCUUUGGUGCGUGGCUUCGCGCGGGCUGGCGAUUGGAGGUCCAGCGUCCAUUGGCUCGAGACGAUGAACUCGAAGCAGAUGGCUGCGGAUGUGCAAUGCUACAACUCGCUGCUUUAUUGCCUCAUGAAACAGAAGCAGCCGGAGCUCGCACAAGAAUACCUUCAGCAGAUGCUCGACUUUGGCUGCGAACCCGAUGAGGUGAGCUUCAAUGCAGUGGUGACCGCCUUACUGGCUGCGGGGAAGAUGGCAGAGGCUGGGAAAGCUUUGAAGCAGAUGGUCACCAUGCAGCUGAUCCCCUCAAGGACUCAUUACAAUCAGCUGAUCCAGCAUCAUUGCAAGAUCGGGGAGGUGUCGAAGGUGCGGCCCGGCGGCAUCACUGGAUGUGCCACUGUGGCCUUGGUGUGCAGCUUCCUCCUGCAAAGAGGCGGAGCCGGCGGAGCAUGGAUUCAACCAGACACCAAGACCCUCACCCGGGUUGGAUGGAGCAGCCCUGCCAUGGGCAGUGGACUGAGAAGUUGGCAGAUGCGAACUGGAGUCGGGUCGACCGUGACCAUGAAAGCAGUCGAGAAGGAGCUUGACACCGAGGCCGUUGGGAAAUAUCUCGCUGCCAUCGCGGUGCAAAUGCUGGCGAUCAGCGCCUUCUUCGCGGCCCUGGAUGCAGUCUUGACGAGUUCCGAGUUUCAACCACCGGAGGACUGGGCUAUCUUUGGACUUUUCUUUGGGAUGAGCAUCAGAUCUCGGCUCUUCUCUCCCUUGGACAACUCUCGUCCCGACAUCGAGAAAGCGGCCAAAGGAGAAGCCACUGGUGGCUUCAACGACCGACAGAUGCCCAGUUGGACGCCUCCGGGCAUUUUCUUUCCCAUCAUGUGGAUCCUCAUUGUGGCCCCACUGCGGGCAGCCGCCUCCAUGAUGCUUUGGCAGCAGGUGGGACAUCUUUGUGAUGGCACAAUCCUAGCCCUGAUGCUGCAUUUGUCCAUUGGAGAUACCUGGAACACUGUGAAUAAUGUGGAGCGCAGACUAGGUGCGGCCGUGCCAGGAGUGUUGUGUGUUUGGGCAUCCGCGUUGUUCGCGAGCUAUGCCUACUAUCAGGUGGUGCCCCUGGCCGGUGAGCUCCUUCUCCCCACCUGUCUUUGGCUCACCGUGGCGGCCGCACUGGUCACCGACACCUGGCGUGUGAACAACAGCAGCGGUUUGGAACCUUUGUUCCCUUACCGCUCGCCAAACGCGACGCCUCCUUCCCUUCCAGAUGUGGUUUCGUACCAACACCUGAUCAAUGCAGCGGCAGCCACGGAAGACGAAGACAGCGUGGACCAGUGGCUUUCUGAGAUGCGGAAUGCAAGUUUGUCACCUGAUGUGAUCACCUACACCAGCCUCAUGGAAAGCCUGGUGAGUCGAGGUGCUGAUGAGCAGGCCAAGAGAUGGUUGCAAACCAUGGUGAACGAAUCAGUGCAACCAAACUUGGUGAUGUUCAACGUCCUGCUCGCCUCCACUGGCAGGCAAGGUGAUUGCAGCAGACAAGAGCAGUGGCUCCAAGAGCUUCGACGACAGCGGCUACAGCCCGACCGCGUCUCCUUCAACACGCUGAUCUUGGGGCAAGUCAGAGCUGGCGAGCUGGAGAGGGCAGAGCAGAGUUUGGAGGAGCUUCGCAAAGCGAGGUGCAGGCCUGACUUGCUCUCCUACAUGCCGCUCCUGGAUGCCUAUGCCAGAACGGGCGACGCCGUGCGGGACUCGUUUCCGCUCGGCCAACGGUUCAGCAGCACGUGGGGGGACCCAAGUGGGGUGAAGACCGAAGCGAAGCUGCGAUGA